GAAGUUGAUUCUGCGCAUGCGUAUUGACUUCCAGAGCUAGCGCUUCACAUGAUCAAUAACCUGUGAGCGCCCGUUUGCGGUUUCAAUCUCCAAAAGGUUCUUUCACGUUACUGCAGCCAUGGUGUGCAUCCCCUGCAUUGUCAUCCCUGUUCUGUUGUGGGUCUACAAAAGGUUCCUGGAGCCCUUCAUCUACCCUUUCAUUUCACCCUUCAUCAAUACAUUCUGGACUAAAAAAGCUGUGCACGAGUCCGGCACUGGUGACCCAGCUAUGGGUGAGAGUUGUAAUAGGACAUCCAAGGAGCUCGAUCACAAUGUAGAGGUUACAGCCAAUGGAUCCACUGUAGCGGGCGAUAAGAAGACAGACUGAUCAUUCUAACUGGUUGUAAUAUCACAUCGAUACAACUGUAAAGAUUUCCAGAUACCGCAUUCAUAACGUUCCAGGUGGCAUGUAGUAUAUUAUUAAUUUUGUCACAAUAUUGUUAAAUAUUAUAUUUUUUGUCAAGAUCAAACAUGAUGUUAAAGUUAUGAAGAAAAUAAAUUAUGUAUAUAGAGUGACUUAAUAAAUGUGUAUUAAUUUGAGACUUGUCAUGAAAUGAAAGAAACAAAAUGUCCUAAAUAAACAGUAUUUUGGACUACUUUAAACAUCA
This is a messenger RNA of Phycodurus eques (leafy seadragon), 647 nucleotides long. It is a transcript of the gene c21h18orf32, whose product is annotated as UPF0729 protein C18orf32 homolog. Lineage: Eukaryota; Metazoa; Chordata; Actinopteri; Syngnathiformes; Syngnathidae. Gene Ontology annotation, biological process: positive regulation of canonical NF-kappaB signal transduction. The record is from RefSeq and is a predicted model, not a curated record. The transcript has 3 exons. Bases 119 to 367 code for a protein of 82 amino acids.